Perca fluviatilis (European perch) is the source of this 993-nucleotide messenger RNA. It is a transcript of the gene lgals2a, whose product is annotated as lectin, galactoside-binding, soluble, 2a. Gene Ontology annotation, molecular function: laminin binding; galactoside binding; carbohydrate binding. The coding region runs from base 87 to 494 and encodes 135 amino acids. The record is from RefSeq and is a predicted model, not a curated record. NCBI's taxonomy places the organism in Eukaryota, Metazoa, Chordata, Actinopteri, Perciformes, Percidae. The transcript has 4 exons.
AAAUCCUCCUGUCAGGGUGCAGUGAGGCAAGGCCCUGCACCACUCUCACUUCUUCUCAGCUCAACUGACUGACUUCAUCCACAAAGAUGUUUAAAGGUAUGAUCAUAAAGAACAUGUCCUUUAAGGUCGGGCAGACCCUAACCAUUGUUGGAGUCCCCAAGUCUGAUGCUACAAAUUUUGCAGUAAAUAUUGGCCCUGAUGAGCAGGAGAUUGCUAUCCAUAUUAACCCUCGUUUCAACGCCCACGGAGACGAGAAUGCGGUGGUCUGCAACUCUUACCAGGGAGGCAAUUGGUGUGAGGAGCACCGUGAGGGAGGCUUUCCUUUCCACCAGGGAGAGGAGUUCAAGAUCGUCAUUGAAUUCACCCCGACAGAGUUCCAGGUGACUUUAUCAGAUGGCUCUAUAAUCCACUUCCCUAACCGCAUGGGUGCGGAGAAGUACUCAUUCAUCAGCUUUGAUGGGGAAGUUCGCAUCACAAGCUUUGACAUCAAGUAAACCCCCUGCCAGAAAUUGUUGGAUUGAAAUACAGAUUUUCUUUUUCAAUUUCUCUUGCAUCAGGUCACAUAUAGCCACAGCUUUUAAGUUCCUGAACACCAUGUGGUGUCGGUAGUGCCUUAUAUGUUUAUAACACAGCGUAUUAUGCAAGAAUUUAGCUUGUUGACAUGUGCAGAUGCAAGCAACCACAGACAAAAAGAUGGAUAGAUAAGAUAGACACAUACAGAACAAAGUCAUAAUACGCAGAUGUACUCAUAGAAACACAUCUGGACAUAUUGUUGAGUGCGUGUCCUUCCUACACACUUGACAGAAAUUCAGACUGAAAAGCAAACCAAACAUAAAGCAGUCCCAAGCCCAUGUUAUUUGCUUUGCAGUUUGCGGUGUUUAGUUGAAAAGUACAACAUAAAAUGCUGCAUGCUCUCUUGUUUUCCCAUCCUGACAUUCCAGAUUAAUAAUGCUUGACUUUACAACAUGUAUUAAAGCAUGUCCUUAACAAACA